Messenger RNA from Diabrotica virgifera virgifera (western corn rootworm), 3916 nucleotides. Its product is annotated as large proline-rich protein BAG6. Bases 294 to 3845 code for a protein of 1183 amino acids. Lineage: Eukaryota; Metazoa; Arthropoda; Insecta; Coleoptera; Chrysomelidae. Gene Ontology annotation, cellular component: BAT3 complex. Gene Ontology annotation, molecular function: polyubiquitin modification-dependent protein binding; misfolded protein binding. The transcript is spliced from 19 exons. The record is from RefSeq and is a predicted model, not a curated record.
UGAUUAAUGACAGCAGACAGUGUACAUUUUGCACGUCAUUUGUUGUGGCCAUUUUGAUAUUCCUGACUCACCAAAAAAGGUUUUUAAGGUGUAAAAUAGGUUUAGGUUUUUGAUGAAGAGAACACGUUGAAAUAUACGUCUUCAUCUCUGUGCUUCUAAUACUAAUAUACGAAUAUCGGCUUAGAAGGACAACGGACAACCCACGUUUGUAGAGUGAUUAACUUGAAGUAUACAAAGUAUAUGUCCGCCUUUGCCUUAUCGAACUUUUUAUAUCUCUUGUUUUAAGGGACAAGAUGAUUGAGUUAACAGUGAAGACUUUGGAUUCCCAAAACCAUCAAUUCACAGUUGAGGAUGACAUUACAGUACAGCAGUUUAAAGUCAAGAUAGCAGAAACUGUGAACAUUUCUGCUGAGACUCAGCGUAUAAUUUACUGUGGCAGAGUUUUGCAAGACAACUCAAAAUUAGCUGAUUAUGAUGUCAACGGCAAAGUUGUGCAUUUGGUUCAAAGACCUCCACCUGGAACUACUCCAAGAUCAAACAGUCGCUCGACUUCUCCACAACCGCAAAGGAGAGGUUUCAGAGGAUUCAGAAAUUUGGAGCAAGGAAAUGCAAUGUACCUAGGUUCAGUUGCUUUUCCAGGAUCCUUUAUGGAAUCCCAAGGAAUAGAACCACCUCCUCCAACAUCCAGUUUAUCUCGUAGUCGUUUAAAUGUUGCAAGAAGAAUGCUGAGGCGAGCAGAAAAUCUCAUACGGGUGUUAGAACAAAAUCCAUCUGGCAGGUCACAAGAACAAGCUGCAGAAGAAAAUCCAGAAGAGGAGGAAGAAGUUACUCCGGUUAUAGAAGCAAGAGUUAUUGUUCCAAACCCAAACAGUGGUGUCGAACCUAUCGAGGACGUAUUAAGCGCAGUUCAGGACACUUUAUUGAAUGCUGCAAACAAUGGAGGAAAUACUGCUCCCUUUGAACAAAUUGCUGACGACGCUGCAGCAACACCUAGUACCUCAGAAGCAUCAGCAACAGGUACUUCCCCAAGAUCUUCAACUGAGAAUUUGGCUUCUGAUUCCAGACCCGCGCCUAGCAGCCGAUUACCAGAAAACGCCUCCAGAAUUGGAGAUCUCAGCGAACUUCUGACUAUGUUGACACAGAUACAAAUUAGAUUUGCUCCCUUUUUGGAAAGAUAUCAGCAGUUCACUAGGGAUGACCCAGAUGUUACAGGAGAUGACGUAAGAACAACUCAGAACAUGCUGAAUAGGGUUUCAGAAGUGAUGCAUUUACUAGGCCACGCCUAUCAUUCACUCAGUGAUCUAAUUAUAAGAGUAAGGACUCCUCCUGGACUUCCUUCGCGUCCAAGGCCUUUAUUGUGUCGUCCCAUCCUCAUACAACAUUCGGCCGUACUACAAACUGGUAUUCCUAUACAAGUUGAGGCACAGAUUAACUUGACAGCUGAACGCAACUCUUCGUCAAACGCAGACCCUUCAGCACCUCCAGAACCACCGACGUACACUCUUCACGCCACACCUGUCAGCGUACCAAAUGCCAGACCGAUACAAGUUCCACCAGGUAUGGUAGGUAUGCCAUUUAUGGCCAACGCAGGUACGAGAGUCCAAUCAAUUCCCGUUGAAGUUCGAGCUUCAAGAGCUCAACCUAGAUCUCAGAACGGCACACCCGACAGCACCGCAGCAGCACCUACUUUCGAACUCACUUACCUACGUGCUUCCACUGGCAAUGAAACUCCUACCACUACGGCUUCAGAUGCUGGUACCGGUAGUGAUACUGGUGGUACUGGUGCAGAUACCACACCUAACAAUCAAGAAGGCCAACAACAAGGUGCCGGCCACAACUUUAACAAUCCAAACGUGGAGUUCUUCAUGGAAGUGACUCCAGAAGGUAUUACAAUUGAUUCUUUGGAGACAGCGCUUGUUGGUUCUAAUCAGGCAAAUGAUUUACUCAGAGGAGCGUUAAACGGACCCCCUCCAGAAUUGUUGAACUCCCUUAUGCAAAUGGCAGGUCAGAUAAUGAAUCGCAAUAUAGCAACAACCACUACUACAGCAAGUCCCACCCCUGCUACUACAUCUUCAGAAUCAAGUCAAGCUCAGUCUGGAGCUGCACAAGGAGCUACCCCUAACAGAGGGCAGAAUUCUCAACCACGUGGAGGUGCUCAAACAAACCCGACCACUUCAACUCAUACCAGACCCACUUCACGGUCAAACGUUCAUUUGGCCCAACGGGCCAUGCAAGGUAUACGGAGUGGUCGCCAUUUUCGUAGCCGUUCCCACCGAUGUGGUUUUGAUCCGUUCCUUCCAUGUAGUUCCCACCAUAUUACAAGACGUAGAGUGAACAUUGAUCAUCUCCCCCCACCACCAAACUGGCAACCUACUGCUGCAACCAAUGAACCCAAUACAGCAAACAAUGAUGAUGAUGGAGGACCUCCAGAUUUUCAGAGUUUAGUUAACGCAUUUCUUUCUGUAAGGAACAGCGGGUCAAGAAGAAUCGGUCCUCUACAAGCAAAUAAUGAAGCGGGUACCUCUACGAGUACUACAUCGAUUAAUAUGCCAAAUAGCAUCGAUAGCAUAGGAGCCUUUAAUUUACCUCAGAUAUCUUCAAUAUUUUCAUUGACCGACAUGAAUGGCGAUCUAUUACAGGAAUCAACAAAUCCACUACGUCCGGAUUCGACUUUAGAAGAACUCGUUAAUCAAUUUCAAGAUGAACAGUACAUCCCAGGAGAAAACCUUCUUGUUGACUUAAUAAUGCUCUUUGUGAGGAACUUUUCAAUCGUAGAUAUAUUGUCACUAUACGGUGGCAGUGUGGAACCUAUAAACAGACAUGUUCGUGUGCUCAAAGCAUUUUUCCGGACCAGAAUUUGUGAGUCAGAUACUACACCGUCCGGUAUUGAUAGAGGCAUCGAUAGAAUUAUAAGGGAAUUGCAACCAUUCUUAGAAAAUUUCAGAAGCUUGCCAGUUCAAAACAAUAUAGACAUGGUUAGAUCGGCGGAACAGUUAUUCAGACAGAGACUACCAAAUAUAAUUUAUAUUGGAAUUAAUUUAAAUGGCGGCGCCACACGUUUGUUGGUUGAACAGUGCAUAACGACAGCAAAACAACUUCUAGCUUUAACACUUCUCGCCAGUUCAACAGGUCGGAACGGAGUUGAACAAGUCUACGAGCAAGUAAUGUCAUAUUUUAUGAGAGAUGUUCCCCAAUAUGUGCAAAAUUGGACACUUAUGACGAGUCGUGUCCGUUUACGGCAAAUAUUGUCAAAUCUGAACAUACCAGAGAGUCUAUUGCAGCCGUACAUCGUUCACAGACCCAUGACUCCGAUUUUGGAACCUAUGGUAGAAAACGAAACCGAAGUAGAGUCCAUGGAAGUAGACGCUCAAGAGACUAGAACUGAAAAUAAUCCGUCGGCCAUAAUUCCUGAUCCUGAACCCUUGCCGAAUGUAGUAAUAGGAUCUGAACCUUGGCAUAAUCAAGUACCAGAGGAUUGGGUACCAAUAAUUACUAGGGAUGCCCAGAAACAAAGGAGACAGAAUCCUCAAGGACCUUUUAGUGACGCUUAUCUCUCCGGUAUGCCAAGCAAAAGACGGAAAAUUGUCAAUGGUUCCAAACCACAUGGAAAUCUCCCUCACGUUAUUACAGAGAGUGUAAGACAAGCUGUAUCUUCGAGUGGUCUUUCCUCGGCAGCACCUUUGGAUGUAGUAGUUCAAGCAGCAGGCGCAUCGACAGAACUUCAAAAUGCUUACAGAAAUCUACUGCGCUCGACUGUUCAGUCAAAUCUCAAAGAUAAUGAAGACUUCUUACCGGAUAAAUACCCCAACGUUUCAAAUUAUUUUAAUAAUAGUGGAUCACAGUGAUGACUAAAUAUACACAUAUAUUAUUGGUUAUAACUUUUGUUUAUUUAAAAUUAAAUUAAUAGAUAAAUGUA